AUGCGUCUCCUCAGUUUUCUCCCUGUUGCUCUUUUCGUCAUCAUUGCCCAUCUCACCACGGCCAAGCCUGCCCCAAACCCCUUCGCGGAGCCCCUCUCUAUUGGCGAGCUCAUUCCCCUCGAGAAGCGCCAGUCUGUCAAAUGCCCCGCUGAGAAUGAUUGCACAUGCCUUACAGGGACAAAACCAGGAAUCUAUUGUUGGGGAUGUAAGCGUGGGGAUGGCACCCAUUAUGUCACAGGCGUGGGACAUGGUUCAGGCGACUACAAAGGCUGGGUGUUCCAGUGCGGUAAGGCAUACCCUUCGUGA
Morchella importuna is the source of this 306-nucleotide messenger RNA. RefSeq lists its product as uncharacterized. The coding region runs from base 1 to 306 and encodes 101 amino acids. The transcript has a single exon. The record is from RefSeq and is a predicted model, not a curated record. NCBI's taxonomy places the organism in Eukaryota, Fungi, Ascomycota, Pezizomycetes, Pezizales, Morchellaceae.